Vitis riparia (riverbank grape) is the source of this 498-nucleotide messenger RNA. RefSeq lists its product as uncharacterized. Gene Ontology annotation, molecular function: ATP-dependent protein folding chaperone; ATP binding. The coding region runs from base 1 to 498 and encodes 165 amino acids. The transcript has 3 exons. The record is from RefSeq and is a predicted model, not a curated record. NCBI's taxonomy places the organism in Eukaryota, Viridiplantae, Streptophyta, Magnoliopsida, Vitales, Vitaceae.
AUGGGAGCUGUCCACGUAGAGACUAUUGGGGAACAACACAUUUAUAGGAAGAAGAUCAAAGAUGUUGUGGUUACUGUUCCUGCUUACUUCAAUGAUGCCCAGAGGCAGGCUACAAAGGAUGCUGGCCUAUUGCACACGGUUCAGACAAGAAGAGUGGUUCUUGCUACAAAUGAAGACGCAAUUUAUGGCUCAAAUGCAGCAAACAAAGUUGAGGUGGCUGCUAAGGUGGCACUUGAAGAGAAGUAUGCUCCGGUGAACAAGGUCAUGGCAUAUAUGGCAGCUUUCCUAAGGUCAAAAGAUGCAAAUCCCGAUGUGAAAGAAAUGAGAGAAGUAGAGUCACUCUGUGAAGCUGCUGCUAUAAUGAAUAUUCAAGACAAAGAGGCUACCUGGUCUUGGAGCAAUCAGCUGCUGGAUGAUGAUGCUCUGAAGCAGCUGUUGAUUGAUGGCACCAUUGCUGGAUGUGCUCUGGAGGGUGCUGAAAUGCCAUCAGGAUCCUGA